Molecule: messenger RNA, 6393 nt
Organism: Cynoglossus semilaevis (tongue sole)
Lineage: Eukaryota; Metazoa; Chordata; Actinopteri; Pleuronectiformes; Cynoglossidae
Gene: fndc3a
Product: fibronectin type III domain containing 3A
Exons: 26
Coding region: 1653-5483 (1276 amino acids)
Molecular function (GO): protein binding
Source: RefSeq, a predicted model, not a curated record
UAGCUGCGCUGCUGCUAAUCACUCGUUUGUAGUUUAGUUACUGCGUCUCCUGAGGGACGCCUGAAAUAAAACAGUAAAUGUUUAUAACUGACAUGACUUGAAUGUGAUAUUUUACUGCUGAUAGAUAACAACGGCCAGCUGUGACUGUUAACACGGAGAACACACACACUCACUCACGCACACACCUGUAGCUAAAGUAAACAACUGCCACAGAGGAAGCUAACCCAUCGCUCUUGAAUAUUUUCCUUUAAAUGCUGGCUUUUUAUUAAUACAAUAAAUUGGGCUUCAUAUACAACUUAACUAACCGCACAUAGUAAAACACACACUUGGUGUUAACUCCCCGCAUCCCAGUAACAAUGUAAAUGUUUUUUGUCAGCUGUCACAAUGUAUAUUUUAUUUCAGAGUUUUCUCUCUCACUCUUUCGAGUGAAUAUUUGACUAUCCAUGAAAAUGAGGUUGCCCAAGUCAAUGCACCAAUUACAUCUGAUCUGAUUUUCUUUAAAAUAAACCAAUCUCAAAAUAAUUAUAAGAGCAAGUUGAGCUGAAAGAUUACAAGGUAACACAUUUUAGCAGUUCUUAAAGAUAUUUUUGGCAAAAAUUACGGCACUUGAUAUCAUCAAAGCAGAGGUGACUGAUAGCAGUCUGGUGGUUGUGGAAAUCUUGCCAAAAGAACAGAGUACUUAUUGUGAAAUGUUGUUUCGGGGCUGUUACUGCCUUAGCAGCAACUACGGGACUUUUUAGCAAGUUGGUGAAAAAAAAGUAAAACUUAGCCUGCACAAAACCAUGUUUCACUUUUAGAAAUCAGAAAGUUAAGAUUGUUUACAUUUCUGAGUAACAGUGACACACGUCAUGAUUUUGAUAUUGUCAGACAUGACUUUUAUUAUAAUCUUGACAAAGGAAAAUAGAUGUAGGUGUAUGGAUGACAGGACUGAAGAAACAAGAAAAAGGUUCUGUAAAAAUUAUUUAUUUUAUCAUUAUCUGAUUAGCUUUCACAUCACAGAAACUGAAUCAAAAACUGUUGUGACACUAGCAUAAGCAGACUUUCAUUUUCAUUUUCAAACUAAUGAUACCUUGGCUGCAGAGAUGCUACUAAUAACAAUAAAAUGUUUGGAGGCAAAUCUAGGGGACUUUUUAAAUUUUAUAGGUAAUAAAGCAUUUUAUGAUGUGUCUGUACUUUGCUGCAGGUAUGAGCAAAGUAAUAUGUAAUUGUAGGGAAUACGAAAUAUAACAAGAGCUGACAAAGGCUUUUUUUAAAAAUGCAGUUCUGUCUGACGCUACAGAUGACAUGAGCUGUUCUGGCCGGUAUGUCCAGCCAGUUAUCGGGUAAAAAAAAUCCACAACAGCCCCUUGUAAUUCCUUACUAAGGAAAAGGGUUGGGUGUGGGUAUGUGACAAAUAAGAUUGGGUUAUAUCAUUCUUCAGUUGUCUUUCUAAAAUCCCAAGGGCUGUUUCCUUUUCCAUGGCUUUACCAACUCCUGCCAGUGUCUUAUGUGUGAGAACAGACUGACCCUCUUUAGAGCGCGUGUUUACUAACCACAGUAAUAAAACUAAACUUUGCCCUGUUAGUUUUACACACUGGCAGUUUAAAGGGCAGCACCUGUGGCAGAGACUGAAACCCAUUGCUGAGCACAUCAAUAGGGUCAUUUAUCACUGUAUGCGCCUUCCAGGGAUUUGUCAUCACUUCACAGUCGCUUUUCGCCCGCUUGACAGAGAGUUCCUCUUCGGUGGUGUGAAUGAGGGAAACAUGGCGGACCACACCCCACCUCUGGAGUCUAGCCAGCAUCUCAGCCCUGAACUCCCGAUCCUUGCUUCACCACCUCCCCCAGCCAUGGUCAACGGUGAUGGCCCCCAGCAGGUAAUCCUGGUACAGGUAAACCCAGGUGAGGCCUUCACCAUUCGAAGAGAGGAUGGUCAGUAUCAGUGUAUCACAGGUCCUGCUCAGGUUCCCAUGAUGUCUCCAAAUGGAUCAGUGCCUCCAAUUUAUGUGCCUCCUGGAUACGUUUCACAGAUUAUAGAAGAGAAUGGAGUCCGACGAGUUCUGGUUUUACCUCAGCAACCAGAGUUUCACCCAGGAGGGCACUCCCCUCUACAUCACCCUCCACCGCCACCCCAUGCCCACUUGCCUGCAUUCAUUCCUCACCCUGCUAUGAUGCCGCCCCCACCCCACAUGUACACAGGCAUGGCUGGGGGUGUGGGUGACAUGAAUUCUCAGUAUAUUUCCCAGUACCAUCCAGCUCAUAUCUACUCAGAGCAGGUCUCUACAGAUUCCCACUCCCAACAUGGACGUCCCUUUGUUCACAGAGAUGACAGAACAAGCAAAACAUACGAGCGUCUACAAAAGAAGCUUAAGGAGCGUCAAGGAGUCGGAGGUCCGGUAAAGGACAGUCCUCCACUCUCGCCACAGAAGUCUUGUAACAGCCCAACCACAGUGGACAUUCACAAUGGGGUUGGAGGGAAAGGGCCGGAUGCUGAACAGGAGCAGCUCAGCCAUGCAGUGGCUGGCUGCAACAAGCAGGCAGGCCGAGGAAGAAAUGGAGAGUCAGGAGAGCUGGAUGAAGAAGCCCAGGCACUGCAGGCACUGCUGAGUUCGAUCAGUAAACCGACGGUGUCUGACAUCCAGGCCAGAGGAGUUGAGGUGAGCUGGACUGCUCCAUCCAGGCCUUUGAGUGACAGUAGCACUGUGGAGGAUAACAGCAUCCCCCUGGAGACUGUCAGCUAUGAGGUCUCCAUUUCAUGUAGUGGCAAAGAUGGAAAGUACAAGACAGUGUUUUGUGGAGAAGAACCAAGUGCUACUUUAGAAGACCUUCGACCAGCAACAGACUAUCAUGUCAGAGUCCAGGCCACGUGUAACUGUUUACAGGGAAGCCCUUCAGAGGCCACGAGCUUCACCACUUUAAGCUGUGAGCCAGAUCGUCCCAAUCCUCCCAGGAAGGCCAGUGGGACCAAGAACACACUGGUUCUCCAGUGGAAGGCUCCAUGUGACAAUGGCUCAAAAAUCCAAAACUACAUUCUUCAGUGGAAUGAGGGGAAGACCACUGGAACCUUUGAACAGCUCUAUUAUGGAGCUCAGAAGCAGCACAGAGUGACCAAGCUCUCGCCUGCCUCCAGAUACUCCUUCCGUCUUGCAGCCAAAAAUGACAUGGGUGUAAGUGAGUUCAGUGAAGUGGUGGACCUGUUCACCUCAUGCAGUGUGCCAUUGCCACCCUUCCCUCCAGAGCUGGAGAAGGCAGGGGUGACCUGGCUGUGUCUGAAGUGGCAGCGGCCCACCAGCUCCCCAAAGGAAGACGACAUCUUCUACAUCUUGGAGAUGGAGGAGGAAGGCUCAGGGUACGGCUUCCAGCCCAGCUACGAUGGAGAUGAGCUGUCCUGCACUGUCAGGAACCUCCACAGGAGUACCAAGUACAAAUUCAGGGUGGCGGCAUACAACUCAGAGGGGAAGAGUAAUCCCAGUCAGGUGGUGGAGUUCAUCACAAACCCAGACAGACCCAGCUGCCCCUGCAGGCCUGUCAUCAGGGGAAAGGUCCUACCCAACAGCUUUAAGAUGGCCUGGGAGCCCCCAAAAGAGAAAGGUGGAGCAGAAAUAACGAAGUAUGUGGUGGAGCUCUCUGAAGGCUUGACUGGCUUGUCAUGGGAUCUGGUGUACUCAGGUCCAUCAAUGGAGCACAUUUGUGAGGGUUUAAAGCCCGGUUGUUCCUAUCAGACACGAGUGUACUGCCUGAGCGAAGGGGGGCAAAGCCCGCUGUCGGAGACCCUGCAGGUUCAGACUCCCGCAGUGCCCCCAGGGCCCUGCCAGCCCCCUCGCCUGGUGGGCAAAGCCAAAGCCAGGGAGGUGUUACUGCGCUGGGGUUCUCCUCAGGUUGAUGGAGGCAGCCCAGUAUCCUGCUACAGUGUGGAAAUGAGUGGGCCACAGUCUGAGGAGAGCAGAGAGGUGUACCAGGGCCCUGAGCUGGACUGCUCAGUGGGAGGAUUAUUGCCUGGCAGAACCUACAGCUUCAGGCUCAGGGCAGCAAACAAGGCUGGGUUUGGGCCUCAAUCAGAGCGCUGCGAAGUCACGACUGGCCCCGGGGCCCCUGAACAGUGUCGAGCUCCUUCUGUUACAUGUAAAUCUCCAAGCUGUGUGGUUUUGUCCUGGGAGGCACCCCCUUGUAACGGCGCUGCAGUAACAGAGUUCCGUUUAGAAUGGGGAGCUGCUGAAGGCACCAUGCAUGUGUGCUACACUGGACCAGGACUCAGCCACGAGAUGAAGGGGCUGCUCCCUGCUACUAACUACUUCUGCAGAGUACAGGCUGUGAACGUGGCUGGUGUGGGGCCCUUCAGCGAGGCCGUGCUGUGCCAGACCCCCUGCUCUGUUCCUGCAGCCAUCGGUGACAUCUACGCACUGAAGGAGUCGGAGAUGCUCAGAUACGGCGCUUCAGAAGAGGCAGACGAAGAAGAGGAUGAAGAUGAAGAGGAGGAGGAGGAAGAGGAAGGCAAUUCACAGCCCACACCGCUUUACUCCCCAUCUACCUGUCUAGGCAUCUGCUGGGACCCACCAUGUGAUCAUGGCUCCGAGAUCACCUCCUACCUGAUCGACCUGGGAGAACGACAGCCCAUCGCGGUUGGCCCUGUCACCAAACACAUCAUUCAGCAUCUGCAGCCCGACACCAGCUACAGGAUCAGGAUCCAAGCCCUGAACAGCCUGGGCCCAGGCCCAUUCAGUCACACUUUUAAGCUGAAGACGAAGCCCCUACCCCCGCAGCCGCCACGCCUAGAGUGCACUGCCUUCAGCCACCAGACCCUCAGGCUCAAAUGGGGCGACGGCCCAAACAAAGCUGUCACCUCAGAUGCCCUCCAGUAUCAGCUGCAGAUGGAGGACAAGAGCGGCAGAUUUAUAUCCUUGUAUAAAGGACCCUGCCACACACACAAAGUCCAGAGGCUUAAUGAGUCUACCUCUUACAUGUUCCGCAUCCAAGCCUUUAACGAGGCGGGCGAAGGGCCCUUCUCCAAUGUUUACACGUUCACCACCCCACGAUCUCCUCCUGCCCCGGUCAGAGCCCCUAAAGUGGAGCGUCUCGAUGACAACUCCUGUGAAGUUACAUGGGAGGCCCUCUCCCCGAUGAAGGGAGACCCGAUCACAUACACCUUACAGUGCAUGGUGGGAAACUCUGAGUUCAAACAGGUCUACAAAGGUUCCGCCAACUCGUUCCACCUGCAGAACAUGCAGCCCAACAGCGACUACCGUUUCCGUGUGUGUGCUAUCAGGCAGUGCCAGGACGCCCCGGAGCUGAGUGGCCCCUACAGCCCCACGGUGAUCCUCACAUCUCAGCGGAGCGACACGACAGCAGGUGGUAGUAACGCGUCCGUCCCAGGGUCCCGGUCCAGCACAGAGUCGAACAGGGCCCGACGCAGCCUAACGGAUGAACAGUGUGCUUUCCUAAUCCUGAUGGUCUUCGCCAUCAUCGCCAUCCUCAUCGCUUUCGUUAUCCAGUACUUUGUCAUAAAAUGAGGUGUGAAAAUGGUGUGUAUCUCCCAGCUGCAGGGUUAUAGCUUUAUUCUUUCCCCUUUCUCCCCCGUCUUCCCUCUGACUCUUUGUUGUUUUGUAAGCUUUUGUUUCAUCCUGAUUGUUUUCUCUUGUCAGCGGAGUAAAUUGUAUUGCUUGUUUGUCAGGGCGUCAGGCGGAGGAUGGACCGACAAAUUAGACCUGGAUUAAAAAAAAAAAAAAAAAAGAAGAAGAAAUCCAGGACGUAACACCUUAUUCUAAAGCAUUACAGCGUCUGGUCCUGAAUUCGUGGCCCUGUCCUUAACUAUGUAGUUUGUGUUGAUUGGUUCUGAUCAGCUUCCUGUGCAUAAAGAAGUCAGAAAGAGCAGGGAUACGAUUAAUUCUCGGCGGGAGGGGGCGCUGCGACUCAUGUACUUGUUGAUUAUAGUUUUAUAUAUAUAUAUAUAUAUAUAUAUAUAUAAAUAUAGUCAUUAUUUAUAUUUCCAGUAAUGUGCUCAGUAUGGAACUGUUUUUGAUAGGUGUGUUAUGUAGCCUACGUGCUAUUAGAUCCUGGGACCUGGUGGGCCAGUGUUUGCACAAUGCGGUGUGUGUAAGUGUGUGUAUGUGUGUGUGUGUGUGUCCAGAAACAAAAUUUUAUGUAGUCAGUGCCACUGAGGUACACGGCUGGGAAGGUCUCAGGGCCGCGUGAUUAGCCUUGAGCCUCUGCUGGAGUUUAACGUCUGGGUCACGCCUUCAGUGUUUCUGUGUUUGUGGAGAGACAAAAAAAAAAACAAAAAAAAACUUUUCUGCAAAAAUGAAUGUGCAGUUUUCAAAUCACGUCCUCAUGCUUUUGCUGAGGUGUCCAGAUGUGAGAGGUGGCUGUAGCUCUGUUAAAGAAUCUUAACAAAGGUAUCUGCUGGUUUUUGGAAAAAAAAAA